GGAGCCCUAGAACCCGGGAGGGCGGGGCGGAAGGAGACCUAGAACCCGGGAGGGCGGGGCGGAAGGAGCCCUAGAACCCGGGAGGGCGGGGCGGAAGGAGACCUAGAACCCGGGAUGUUAGGGCUUGUAGGGACAAGGCGUGAGAGCAGCACUGUAAGAAACUCUAGAACUGGAAGGGCAGGAGAAUAUGCGGCAGAUGGCAGGACCGAAAGAGAUUUAAGAACUGGGCCCAUUAGAACUUGGAAUAUCAGAAUUAGAUGGAACUUUGGAACCCAGUGUGUUAGAGGGAAGAAGACCUUAGGAUCAAAUGUCAGCGUUGGAAGGGAGCUUAAAACUUAGAAAGUCAUAGAUGGAUGUGAGAAGACACCUCAGAUCGUGGAGUCUAAACUGAUUUUACAGAGGUGAAAACAAACACACAGUAGAGGUGAUACAACUUUCCCAAUAAAGUCACUCAGCAGGUUAAUUGCAAAUCUAGGUCUAGAGCUUAGUUCCUUAGUUCUACCAUAUAUUCUUUGGUAGAAUAUAUGCUUAUUCUAGAAAUCUUUUCAUUGCCCCAAACUCUAUUCCCUGUAUCCUUAAAUAAUAUUUUCUUGAGGGAUUUUUAACCCUGAUUCCUACCCUUCUUUUCCCCCAUUUUCAUUUGGAAUUGCCUGUGUCUUACAUUCAGAUAGUGAUUUGUUGUUAUACCCUACUAGUUUCUUCCUCUGGCUCCUUCUCAAAGCCCUCUCAAAGCUGAGGGAAAAGUAUUCAGAAAAACCAAUUUCCUCCAACGCUUGUGGAAUAUAAAGCAGAGUUUAUAAACCAAUGGAUGUAUAAAUGCCCUUUGUCUUUCGAAUUAGAGACAAGAAGCUGAAUCAAGUUAGUAUGUCUGCCCUGUAUUCUUUCUCUUGACUUUCUUUCUGCCACCUCAGAGAAAUUCCUCUUACCAGGAGACCAAGAUUUGUGACUCAGCUUCUAGCUGGAUGAAGUCAAUGAUGGCUGCGGCUCUUUGCCCUCCAGUAAAGACUCCUUUGGAGCUAGAGGGACACCUGAUAAAGGUGGAAAAGGACGCUUCAUGGGCUUCUGAAUCAACCUAUCAAGGGAAGGACUCUGAUUCUGAGACCUUGCGCAAGAACUUUAGGCAGUUCCGUUAUGAGGAUGUAUCUGGACCCUACGAAGCUUUCAGCCAACUCUGGAAACUUUGCUGCCAGUGGCUGAAGCCAGAAGUGCAUUCCAAAGGGCAAAUCCUUGAAUUAUUGGUACUUGAGCAGUUCCUGACCAUUUUGCCCAAGGAGAUUCAGACCUGGGCUUGGAAACAGUGUCCAGAGAGUGGUGAAGAAGCUGUAGCUCUAAUUGCAGAGUUGGAAAAAGAACCUGGAAGACUGAGGCAGCAGGUUACAAAUCAUGUGCACUUAGAGAAGACACUGUCCCUUGGAGCAGCAUGGGAAGUACCAAGCUUUCAAAUGGAACAAGUAGAGGGCCAGCCUAAGAUGGUAACAGAGGAGAAGGCUGGGAAACUACAUUUAGGACUUCAGGGACAACUAAACCAUAAAGGGGAGUCACAACCCUUACAAAAAAAUGCUUUUCCUCCUUGGGUUCCUGACUUUCCUGAAAAGAGGAACACUAGACAACAGGAAGUAAUGGCUAUGCCCCUUCUUACUGCUGGGUCCCAGGAACCUAUAUGUUCAGGAAUGUCCAGAAAUCUCUCCUAUAAAAAGUGGGAACAUCCGAAUCCUGCUCACAAGAACUUCUGCAGGGGUAUCAUUAAGGAGAAUUAUAGGAACAUGGUUUCACUAGGAAUUCCAAUUUCAACAGCUAAGAAAGUGUCCCAACUAACUCGAGGAAAAAAGCCAUGGGUCUUAGCCCUCCAAGGCUCUAGUAAGAGACAUGUCCUCCGAGGCAUCCAUACAGGAGAGAAGCGGGGACCCAUCCAGGUACUGGCAAAACGGAAUGGAAAAACCUGGAGAGAGCAGCAGCCAUGGGUCUUGGAAGAUGAAAGGAUUGCUGGGGUACAUUGGAGCUAUGAGGAAACAAAGACCUUUCUGGCAAUUCUCAGAGAGUCUCGGUUUUAUGAAACACUUCGGGCUUGUCCUCGAAAUAGCCAGAUAUAUGGAGCUGUGGCUGAAUGGUUACGAGAAUGUGGCUUUCUCCGGACACCAGAGCAAUGUAGGACCAAGUUUAAAAGUCUCCAAAAGAGCUACCGAAAAGUAAGGAAUGGCCACAUGCUGGAGCCCUGUGCCUUCUAUGAAGAGAUGGAUGCCCUAUUGAAUCCUGGACCCAAUGCCACAACUACUGACAUCCUAAAAGAGACUGACUCUCCUCAAAGGCAGGGGGAUGUCAUUCCCAAAGCUGAAGAACAGAACAGAUGGGAGCAGGGGGAAGCUACAGAAGAAUCUGAUAGUGAUGAAAUGGGCAUUGAGUUUACCCAAAAGCCUGAGAUCUCUGGGACUCCAGCCUUCUUCCAAAACUUAAGUGGUGUACACUGGGGCUAUGAGGAAACUAAGACUUUCCUUGACAUUCUUAGUGAGUCUCGGUUUUAUGAAGCCCUUCAAGCCUGUCAUCGAAAGAGCAAAGUAUAUGGGGCAGUGGCUGAGCAGCUUCGAGAAUGUGGCUUCCUUCGGACACCAGAACAGUGCCGGACCAAGUUCAAAAGUCUUCAGAAGAGUUACCGCAAAGUACGGAGUGGCAGUAUGCUAGAAUCAUGUGCCUUCUAUAAGGAGUUGGAUGCCCUGAUGAAUACCAAGGCUUCUGCUGCCCCCACUGCUACCCUGAAAGAAAUAAAGUCUCUGGUGCAAGAAGAAAAUGGUACUGACAUCGAACCCCAAGAGCAGAGAGACUGGAAACAUGAAGAGUCCUUACAAGCAGCUGUGGUGGAGCACUAUGAAAGCCAAAGAAUUUGUACCAAGGAACUGAUAGAGGAACCUGGAUCCCAGUGCACUCCAACUUUGGGUCAGAACCUAAGCGGUUUUGAGAUGAGUAGUAGGAAUAAGGAAGAGCCAACACAAAUUUAUGAGAAAGUAGAACUACAUUCAACAUUACCAGGAAAAUCUAAAGAUGGCAUUCCCCAUGAUAGUGAUCCAGGAAAAGAUCACACAAUGGAGUACAAGUUCAAAAGACAGUGGAGAAAUUUCCUCCCAAGAGAUAGACAAGGAAAAUUCAUUAUCCAGCAGAGAGAUUUAGGAAAGGUCACAGGUCAUUGGAGACCUUUCAUGGGACGGAGACCUUAUAGAUUUUUCAAAUAUGGGAGAAGUUUUCUUCAGAGCUCACAUCUUCUUAUGUGUCAGACAGCUUAUCAGAAAGAAAAUCCUUACAAAUGUAAUAUGUGUGGAAAGUGCUUUGGUAGAAGCAGGAACCUUAUUAAACACCAAAGAAUCCACACAGGAGAAAAACCCUUUAAAUGUGCUGAGUGUGGGAAAAGCUUCAAUGACUCCUCAAACUUUGGUGCUCACCAGAGAAUCCACACAGGAGAGAAACCCUAUAAAUGUAAUAUGUGUGGAAAAUGUUUCAGUCAGAGCUCAAGCCUUAUAAUACAUCAAAGAACUCACACAGGAGAGAAGCCUUAUCAGUGUGACGAGUGUGGGAAAAGCUUCACCAACAGCUCUCACUUUAGUGCCCAUCGUCGAAUACACACAGGAGAGAAUCCUUAUAAAUGUGUGGAUUGUGAAAAAAGUUUUAGCAACUGUACCCAACUUAGAGAACAUCAGAGAACUCACACAGGAGAAAAAUCCUAUGAAUGUUCUCACUGUAGUAAAAGCUUCAGCAAAAGCUCAGCUCUUACUAAACACUGGGAGAGAAAAGCUUGUAUCACAACUUAAAUCUGAUUGUACCCCAGAAAACUUAGACAGACAGGGCUGAUGAGUUUGGAAAGACUUUUUGAUAGAGGUCAUCUUCUAAUUAAAUGUCCCUUUGGACAUUCUAAAAAAAAUAAUUUGCAUUCCUCAUCCUCAUUCAUAAAAUAAUCUGUCACAGUCCUGGAAUCAAUUCUGUAUUUAUCAUAAAAAAUAAUUCUUAAGAUAGCCAGGAAGUGUUGAUAUUCAGGCAGCAUGGAUCAAGCUCCUAUUUGUCUCAACUUGAAUCUUCCCCUGAUUCUAUGAUUUGAUGCCUCCUUUUUUUAAAAAAGUGGUGAAAACAUAGUGUCUUACUUAACUAUGUUAAUCUGUUCUGUAUUUUAUGGCUGAUUAUACUGGAUUAUUGUUUCCAUCGCUAUCAGUUGAAAGAUGUUUCUUUAAGGAAAUGGGAAAUGCUAAACAUAAUCACAUAACAAUCCCCAAAUGAACUUGGGCUCAUUAGUAUAUCAGAAUCUUGGGUCUGAAAGGGACUUUCAAGAACCUCUCCCCAGAAUUGUAUCUAAAGCAUCCUAAAUAGAUGAUUAACUGUUCCUGUACUGCAUUUUAAGGUCAUUGUUCUGGUCCUUCUGUCCCUGAGAGAAAGAAAGAAACUGGUCACCUUCUUUGUGUAAUAUAUAAUUGGAGAUUAAAUUCCCUUAGCCUUGUCAAGGAAAAGUCCUAUUUCUUUUUAAUUCCUGUAAUUGUAGGACAAUUAGGAAUUGUCCUAAUUCUUUUUCAUUCUUAACUCUUGUAAAAGAGUAAUUCUUACUCUUUUAAAUUCUUACUGUUGUUUAAAAUUUCUGAAUUUUCAUACCCAUCUUGGAUUAAAUAGAAUGCAUGCUUCUGUUAUAUAUUACCCUUAGAAUAAAAUAAAAUUCAAAUACCUUAUAGUUCUACCCAAUAAUUUUUCUUGUUAAAAUAAUACCUUGGUUUGUCAGUGAACAUUUUAUCCAAAGUAAGGUCUUGAAUCCCCAGUGCCUAAGUGGCACUUUACUUUAGCUUGUACUUAAUACAAUAAUAUAUUGAAUAGGUGAGUGAGGUUUUCCAAGACAUUAAUCUGCCUAUAACACACUGAAUAAUUUCUAAGUCUCUACAACGCCAGUAGUUUCCUAUCAAGAAACCCAAAUUUCCUAAUUUCUUCCUACCUAGUCAUAGGAUAUCAAAAAAUCUAAAAAAGCUAUAAGAGAACAUCAAAUCAAAACCCUAGGGAUUUGACUGGUUAGCCCUAUUUUAUGCACUUGAGAGGAGUUCAGAGAAAACUGAGAACGGGAACAUUGAAACUCCGUGGAUAAAAAAUAAAAUCCAAAAGUCCAGAUUCUCUGAUUUUAGAGGGAAAACUCCUUAGGGGAAAAAAAUUAUUAGACUGAGGAAGAAUUGAAGAAUUUAAUACCAAGAAAAGCAGAUUAGAUAUUUUAUUUGGGGUGGAAGAUGAUCCUAGAUGUGGUACAUGUCAUGGGGCAAAUGAGGAACCUUCUUUUUGGACUUCUCUGAAAAGAGUGUUAAGACUUAGAGACCUAGGUUCGAGUCCUCACUCCAUCAAUUGCUAAUCAAAGGCAAGUCAACACAGUCCCCAUUCUCAGAAAGCUCUCAUUCUAAUUGGGGGAGAUAACAUAUGUAGGAGGGUUUAGCUGCAAAGCAAAUAGGAAAACCCAGUGGACCUCAAAGUGCAAUGACAGGGCAGAUAGUCCCCAACGUGGUAUCAAGAAGGUAUAAUAGUAGGGCAGUUAAGGUUUGGUGUGUUUUACAGUACCUAUGCAAAUUGUAAAGCUCAGUGGUCCUGUAUCUUAGCAGAAUUGUAGUUGGACUCCCUAAUUAUCAAACUAUUGUGAGAACCUGUCUUCCCCAUGACCAUUGGCAAUGAUAGAUGCAAGAUUUUACAGGGGUCCUCAAACUUUUUAAAUAGGGGGCCAGUUCACUGUCCCU
This is a messenger RNA of Sarcophilus harrisii (Tasmanian devil), 5729 nucleotides long. It is a transcript of the gene ZKSCAN2, whose product is annotated as zinc finger with KRAB and SCAN domains 2. Bases 963 to 3794 code for a protein of 943 amino acids. Gene Ontology annotation, molecular function: DNA-binding transcription activator activity, RNA polymerase II-specific; RNA polymerase II cis-regulatory region sequence-specific DNA binding. Lineage: Eukaryota; Metazoa; Chordata; Mammalia; Dasyuromorphia; Dasyuridae. The transcript has 7 exons. The record is from RefSeq and is a predicted model, not a curated record. Gene Ontology annotation, biological process: regulation of transcription by RNA polymerase II. Gene Ontology annotation, cellular component: nucleus.